AUGAAUUUUAGUAGUUUGUUCAGAGGACUAAGUAACUUCCAGUUGCCUUACAGUAUUGAAAGUACACCUUAUCAUGAAACAGCCCAAUGGCAACUCUUUGAAGCUCGUUCAAAGAAACCUGAGACAUUAGAUAAACAUGUCACUGUGUUUAGACCCAAAGAAGGAGCAGAUCGUCGUUUUAUACUCAAUGAUCUAAGAUGUGCUAAGAGGAUCCGUUUCCCUGGUUUAUGUAACGUACUAGAUGUUAUGGAUGGUAGUAACGGUACGACAAUCGAUGAGCAAACUGUAGUGUUAGAUUCUCUUCUAAUUGUAACAGAGUAUGUCAAGCCUGUUGAUGGAGAAUUAUCAUUGAGUUCUGAGGCUAUGUACAUGGGUAUUUGGGAUCUGUGUCAAGCUGUUGGAUUACUGGAAAGUAAGUUUUUUAUUGGGAAUCUAUCUGAUCGUAGUAUAUUUUAUAAUGAAUCAGGUGAAUGGGUCAUAUUUGGUUUAGAAUGUUGUAUGUUAGCAGAAGAUGCACGUCAACAACCAGAUCAAUAUAUUGCUGAGGUUCAACGAUUUACUGGUAAUCGUAUAAAGGGAACACUAGAGAAAUGGGAUAUGAUGUGUCUUGGUGAGACCUUAGAGACUUUGUUACCAAAAGUAGGAAGUAUCCCUAUAGAACUUAAAAGUAUCAUUAAUAAACAAAGAAUUAAUGGACAACUUAAUGUUUCAAAUUUUUUGAAAACUUUACAGAAUACUAAAGUAUGGAAGGAAGCAAAACAAAUUGUAGAAAGUUAUGGUCAUUUAAAAGAAUUACAUAUUGCUAAUGAUAAAGAGAAAAUGGAGACAUUGAUUCAAUUUAACAUAACUAUCCGUGAUCAUAUUACUGGGAUGAAAGAUAGUCGUAAAUGGUUACAAAGUUUCACACCUGGACUUCUUGAUAGAUUAAUCGUUCCCGAGUUAUGUUCUACGAUAACAUGGAUGUCCACUCAACAAGCAAUAUAUCAAGGAAAUAUUGUCAUAUCUUUAGCUUUAUUAUUAGAAUAUAUUAUUGCUACCAAAUGUCGUACUGUUGAGAUCGAUACUUUAUUAUGGGGGAUGUGGAGAUUAGCCGAUAGAGAAAUCAGAUGUUUAUUAUUAAUGCAUUGUCAUGGAUUUUUAAAAGAUGUUACCAAUGAUAGUUUCCAAUUCAGCGACAAAGUAUUCCCAUAUUUCUUACAAGGGUUGAUUGAUUCUGAGGAAUCCUUAAGGUUAUUAACGUUACGUAAUAUACCAUAUAUUGUUGAAUUAUUAACAGAGCGUCAAUUAAACAAUGAACUAUUACGUAGCAUUGCAAAGACUCAAGUGGAUCCGAGUGUUAAAGUACGUACAGAGACAUUACUUGUUGUAUCGCGAAUUGCCCCUCAAUUAAAGGCAUUGAGUAAUCGUGAUAGUGUCUUAGCGACGAUCUUCACCAAGUCUCUUAAGGAUCCGGAAUCCGAGACAAGAUUAGCUGCAUUGUAUGGACUUGAGCAAUGUUUGCCAUUGUUUGGCAGUGACGUGAUCGCUAAUAAGAUUAUGAGUGUGAUAGCACCGGGGUUAUUAGACAGCGACUCAGGGAUCAGAACUGCAGCAAGGACAUUAUUUGAUAAAUAUUUGAAGACAUUAGAGACUGCAGCGAUUGAGAAAUUCGGUAAUGUUAAGAGUGAGACUGAUCAAAUCGAGCCGACGCUGAAGAAGUUCGGUAGAACACAAGAGAUUGAAAUGAAAGAGAUGGAUGACAUGUGUAUUGGUUUCUUGCGUGGAUUGCACGUCUCCGUGCCAACCACCACAGACAUUCAUAGGCCUACAUUGAGAGAGAUGUCGCCGGCAACCACGGCCACAAAUAUAAUGGCGCCACCUAGUGAGAGACUUGCAAUGCCCGUGGUGUCGAUGAGAUCAGCGAAGCAAGCGAAGCAAACGACGCCUGUCACUGUUCGUCCUGCUACAACCAACGAUGUCAACGACGGUUGGGAUGAUGAUGGUGAUAAUGGCUGGGACGAUUUUAAUGACAUUGCCAGUGAUACGGACAAGACCAAGCUGCCUGCCACCAAUGCCAGCGACGACGACGACGACGACGACGACGGAUGGGAUGCGGCAGACUGGUAA
Messenger RNA from Maudiozyma barnettii, 2106 nucleotides. It is a transcript of the gene CEX1, whose product is annotated as Cex1p. Lineage: Eukaryota; Fungi; Ascomycota; Saccharomycetes; Saccharomycetales; Saccharomycetaceae. Bases 1 to 2106 code for a protein of 701 amino acids. Gene Ontology annotation, cellular component: cytoplasm. Gene Ontology annotation, biological process: tRNA export from nucleus. The transcript has a single exon. The record is from RefSeq and is a predicted model, not a curated record.